Amphibalanus amphitrite is the source of this 1012-nucleotide messenger RNA. RefSeq lists its product as uncharacterized. The coding region runs from base 426 to 770 and encodes 114 amino acids. Lineage: Eukaryota; Metazoa; Arthropoda; Thecostraca; Balanomorpha; Balanidae. The transcript is spliced from 3 exons. The record is from RefSeq and is a predicted model, not a curated record.
GAGGAUUGCAAGGAGAUAGGGGCAUUGAGCGCAGCUGCUGAGGUUCAACCUACAUUCAGUUUAACCCUGAGCACAGAAUGACGUACAAUAUACCUAACAUAUGUGACAUUGCCAAAAAUACAGGACCAUGAACAGAAGCCUUGAUUGAACAAAUCAAUGGCAUUUCUCAAAUCUCUCUAUAACAUCUCCUAACUAAAACUUGCAUAUCUGUGAGAGAGCACAUGUUGUGCACUCAAUGUGCAGGUUAUCGAAAUUGCAAAGCUUGUCUGACUAGUUCUCUCCGCCGCCGCGAGAUGUCUCCGCUGUCGUGCUAAUCCAAGGAAGCGGGAGGGCUCGGGAGGGCUUGCGGUCGCCCUGCGGUCUCGAGUGACGGCGCACUGCUCCUCUGACAGGGCACGCGGUGGUGGUGACCUGCUAUUGCGAAGAUGCAGCUGGCGGUGGUUUUACUGUUUGUGACUGUGUGUGUGAUCGGUGGAGAGGCUGCAGCACGUUUCGAACCGUCGGAAAUUCACCCAGGCCACGAAAAAGAAUGCUACGUUCAUGAGAUCAGAGGUUACCUGAAGCCGGGCAAAAAGAGAUAUCUGGCAAACUGUUCGGUCGUGGAGUGCACGAAAGAAAGGGGCGCUCUAUAUCUGUCCUUUUUAUCGUGCGGCGUGGUCGCUCACCACCCCUCGUGCACACCGAUACCCACUUCUCGGUUCGCUGUCUACCCAGAAUGCUGCAUAGAGUACGACUGUCCUCCUGGGGCUGGCAUCUCAAGAGUCGGCUAGCUGCAGUGAUGCCAUAUGAAGUUUUUGUACGCAAUUGCAUGUGAUGCUCUUAUGUAGUUUGAGCGGUCCCGAGGUUUCACUUCACUGACCUGUGUAACUUGCGAUCUCCUUGUGGAUUGUGAUGUCUUACGCGUGUUUGCUGGUGCUUUCUUUUUGACUUUAGAAGUAUCUGCUAAAAAUGGAAAUAUAUUUUCUUCUAAAGUCAACCUGUGGGUGGAGAAUAUAUUUUUGAAACAGGAGCA